This is a messenger RNA of Ochotona princeps (American pika), 1312 nucleotides long. RefSeq names its product ribonuclease A family member 4 (gene RNASE4). The record is from RefSeq and is a predicted model, not a curated record. Bases 152 to 598 code for a protein of 148 amino acids. NCBI's taxonomy places the organism in Eukaryota, Metazoa, Chordata, Mammalia, Lagomorpha, Ochotonidae. The transcript has 3 exons. Gene Ontology annotation, molecular function: nucleic acid binding; RNA nuclease activity.
GCUCAGCGACGCCACGCACAGCCCAAACAGCACUCGACUGUCUAGGCGCUUCCCACCAGUUCUUCAUCGUCGUCCCAGGGAGAGAGGCGGAUACACAGGAAAGUAACGUGGUUUGGGAACUCUUGGAAAUAUUCCAGGUACUCCUACCAUCAUGAUGGCUCUACAGAGAAUCAAUUCAUUGCUUGUUCUCCUGCUUCUGACCCUCCUGGGGCUGGGGCUGGGGCAGCCUUCCUUUAACCCAGAUCGCAUGUACCAACGCUUCCUGCGGCAACAUGUGGACCCCCGGGAGACAGGUGGCAGCGAUAGUUACUGCAACCUGAUGAUGCAACGACGGAAGAUGACUUCAUAUCAAUGCAAGCGUUUCAACACCUUCAUCCAUGAAGACGUCUGGAGCAUUCGUAGUAUUUGCAGCACCGCCAAUAUCCAGUGCAAGAAUGGCCAAAUGAACUGUCAUGAGGGUGUAGUUAAGGUCACAGACUGCAAGGAGACAGGAGGUUCCCGGGCGCCCAAUUGCAGAUAUCGGGCUGCGGCAAGUACCAGGCGCGUUGUCAUUGCUUGUGAGGGUAACCCAGAAGUGCCUGUGCAUUUUGACAAGUAGAUACCAUCCUGCAAGGGUUAUGGCCAGUGGUUGGCUUUUAGCUUACUCUGCAAAUAACCACAAGUAGUGUACUUGGCCUGUCCUAGGCUCUGUAUUCUCUGCACAUUUCUUAUUCCCUAUUUCUGUAUAAACCAUUCCAAUGGAUACAUGGCAUCAAAGUGAAAUGAAGACAUAAGCCUAUAAGUAGUCUGGGCUUUUCUAUAAUAAGCUUCUUUUUCUAUUACCAGUCAUUUUAGCUGAGACCCUAUCCUCUGAAAUUUAGUCAUUAAAUGUGUUUAGGAAGCCUCUCAAGCAUUCCAAAGUAUUUUCAUCUAGGAUAACUCCUUUUAGCAACAAAGCAUUGUUGUGAAUCUGCCAAUACAAUUAUAUAUAGAAGUUCAAGGUGAAGAGAUUUGCUAAGGACCAUGAAGUUAGUGGAAAGAGCUCAGACAAAAAUCCAGUUGAGUGGCUUACUCACCCUGGGCCUUUCUCGGUCCUCAAAGGGGAUGUUUCUUUUUUUAAGGGUUGUCUUUUUGCAUUCCUGAAGUCAGCUGUUGAGGGAAACAUUAGACCUUUGGAAAUUACAUACUGUCCAAAUGAGAGCUCUGUAGAAUUUGUCAUUGUAGCUAUGGUUGGACUCAGGAUACUACAAAUGUAAUAGAUGAUUAAGACCCAAUUAUUCUUCCUGAAUAAGUAUUUUUCAUGUUUUCUAUAUAAUAAAGAACUUAAACUGCA